AUGAGCCAUCAUCGCCCUCUCUUUUUGAAUCAUCCUUCUUUUGCCGUGUUGGUUGCACUUGUGAUGACCAUCAUAGCGAUCGCCACAACAACAGCACUCGGAAAGGAUGUAAAUAUUUUGCGCGGAAUGAAACUUGUCCCAUUAAAGCCUUCAGCUGCUGGAUUUUUGAGUAUCUCGUAUUUGAAUCAAGUGAUCAAGAAGGACAAGGCUGAAUUGGAAGAAUUUAUUCUCAAGACACCAAUUCCUAAUUUUAACGUGACACAAUCUGUUUCACUGAUUGGAGAUGUUGACGUUUAUUUGACAGAAACAUCGAUCAAGAAAAUUGACUUGGGAGAACAAAUUCAAGCAACAUUGGAUCCAAAUCUCGACGCUUUUUAUAUUGCUGUCUCACAGGCUAGUAUCACAUUGUCCACAAAAUAUCUUUACAAACAGAAAUCAUUUCCAUAUAUGAGCGGCUCCGGUGUUGCCAAUGUCAAUACAGAGAGCGUUUAUGGAGGAAUAAGAGUUGUUUUUAAAUUAACAAGCGAUGAAAAGCCUCAAUUUGUGUCGACUAUUGGAUUAGAAUUAUAUAACAUGAAAAUUCAUAUUACUGAUGGAGGUAUUCAGGGAUGGUUUAUCAACCUGAUGGAGUCUCUUUUUGCAAACACAGUCAACAAGAUGAUUGCUAAAGCUAUCACUUCAACAAUUGAGGAAAAGGUUCAAUCCAUGAACAAUUAUAUUGCUCAACAACCAUUCAUUGUUCCUGUGACGUUUGGUGACAAGCAAUUAAUGAUUGACUUUGGUUUUGACACUUUUGAAACGGUUGAUUACUUGACGAUUGGAGCAUCCUCACAAGUGAGAUUUUUCUCUCAGAGCCUUGGCGAGAAAUUACCAUUCGAUCCUGUCGAUUUGCCAACCUCAGUUCAAAUGUCAGAUUUACUCCAAAUUUAUUUGACUGACUUUAUUCCAAAGAGUUUUUUAUAUAGCCUGUACCAAUCAAAUCAAUUGAGCUAUCUUGUUACACCAGAUAUGGUACCUCCAACUGAAAUGAUUCAACUGAAUACUACAAGCUUGAAGAUUUAUCUUCCUCAACUUUACGAAAAGUAUCCAAACAAAUUAGUUCAAAUUCUUCUCUCCAGUAGCCCAGCCACUUCUCCUUGUCCUCAGUUUAACAUUUCCCAAACUGGUAUGAACGCAAACUUUAAGGGAGAACUGCUUUUCCAAGUUAUCAACUCACCAAACAAUAUUGUAAACGCCUUCUCCUUGAAUGUGGAUGCUGGCUUUUCUUUGGACAAAAUUGAUGUUAAAAACAAUGCCACAACGGUAAACUUGACUGCUGUCAUUGACAACCCAGCAGUUAAUCUAACCUUAAGACAAAGUUGGAUUGGAGACAUGGACAUUAAGAACUUUGCCUUCAUUGUUAAUAUUGUUGUUACACGUGGUGUUGUUCGUCAAUUGAAUCAACAACUUGCGGAAGGUGUUCCUUUAUUCAAUUUGGAAUACUAUCUUCCUGGUCUGGUCAUUGACGAUGCUUCCUUGCGUCUUUUCAAUGGAUAUAUGGGCGUUGCUGUGACUGGUGAGUACAAGCCCAUCACGAAAGGAAAGGUCAGCAAAGGAAACCUCAAAUUGAAUUAA
Molecule: messenger RNA, 1614 nt
Organism: Naegleria fowleri
Lineage: Eukaryota; Heterolobosea; Eutetramitea; Acrasida; Naegleriidae
Exons: 1
Coding region: 1-1614 (537 amino acids)
Molecular function (GO): lipid binding
Source: RefSeq, a predicted model, not a curated record